Messenger RNA from Esox lucius (northern pike), 3601 nucleotides. It is a transcript of the gene misp, whose product is annotated as mitotic spindle positioning. The record is from RefSeq and is a predicted model, not a curated record. Lineage: Eukaryota; Metazoa; Chordata; Actinopteri; Esociformes; Esocidae. The transcript is spliced from 6 exons. The coding region runs from base 302 to 3130 and encodes 942 amino acids.
GGAAUAUGGGGGGGGGCAAACCCAGAUGGUGCUAGAUCAUCUGCUUGAGGCGAGCCCCCGGGUUGGAAUGCCAGACACCUGCUGGAGUAUCCAGAGGUCGUGAAGGGAGAAUGAGCAGAUUGGGCCUGAGGCGGUCUUGAUUGCCCCCCGUGUGCGACGUAGCUUUUGACCCUGUCGCGCAGAGCGUGGAUGAACACAUUCACCAACACGCGGUGACACACACAAGCUCUCGCUCUCUCCGACAGCCACAGACAGCAGGAUGUUCAAGUACACACCUCCUUGGCAGGUGCUGUGUAACAGCAUGGAGCACGAGACCAAGAGAUUCUCAGUUGCUGCAUCUGAUGACGGCCGAGAUGUGUCCACCCAGGAGAAGGGAGACCUGAUAGCGUGCCACUCUCACCAGCUCCCGGCCUCAGAAAUCCCACUGUCCGCACAGGAAGACGCCACAGCCCGGCUGACCAUGGAGAGCACGCCCAAGAAGUGGGUGCUGCAGACCAUGUCGCCCAGACUGGAGCCGGCAACAGAUCUUCGCAGAAUGCUUAGCCCUACCAACAGCAGUCCCUUCAGCUUGGACAGGAACUGGACCCCGGAUAGGAGUGAUGACUCUUUCAGGUUUGACAGCAUCUCCGUGAGCCGCCUGCAGUCCACCGUUGUUGUAUCCGCCCAUCAAAAAGAGGGGUCGUCCCGGGAUGUGGUGGUACAGGCAAGGCAGGUGGCGGUUUCCGAGGAAGACUGCAGCAGCACCACCGAAGACUGGCAACCCAGUGUCCCUAGCAGUCCUGGCAGCACAGGUUCCCACCGUGGCUUCUACUCUUUUGUGGAAGAUCCUGCGAGCCCAGAGGCGGAGCUGAAUGAAGCCUGGAUGGUGUCCCCAGAGAGACAAGCCAUGUUAGCCACCCUGAAAGAGGAAGACAGCUUCACGCUGCAGACGUACACCAGUGGGACGAAGCCAGGGAGUCUAUUUGAAGAGGACGAAGACUCCCGCUACCACGUGAACACUUACAAUGGUGCCCAGUCGAAAGCAGAGGAGGAGGAGAAGAUACUUAGAGAAGAGAUUAUUCACGGUCAGGCCCCGAAAAAGGCCGCAUUCAGGGAGCAGUGGGGUGUGCUUGAAACCAUGGAUCUUAGCAAAUCACCCAAACGGCUGCUAGAAGGGUUGAGCUUGUGCUACAGCCCAAAGACCAUCAAAUCUGAGCCAGCAUUUGUUGCAGAAGAAGGCGCAGUCGAUAACAAUCAAAUCAACUUUAGUGCAGCACGGGAGCAGUUUUUAAAGAUGGAAAGGUCAAGGCUCAACUCUGUCUUGCAGAAUCCCAGUUCUCCAAAACCACACGGAAGACUGUGGCAAUCAGAAGACAGCUUGCUUUCACCCAGGAGCAAUAACGAAAAGUAUCACUCUUUUCAGUGGUUGAACCGAGGUCCAAACCAAGAAAAACCACAUGAUGAAGAGGAAUUCCAUGCUGGCAGAAAGGUGACAGUGUGCCUCACAGAGGACAGCGUGCUUGAUGACCUUGACUCUGCACUGGAGGAUGUAUCAGGGAAUCCAAGUGUUGGAAGCACAUCCAAUGACAACCCUCAGCAAGAUGAUGAGGACACAAAGUUGGCAAGUGGUUACAAGGAGACACCUAUUGAAAGGGAGAUUCGUAUCGCUCAGGAGAGAGAAGAGAGUCUUCGGAGACUGCGGGGCAUAAAGCACAGUGACGUUCAGGAGAUGGUGGAGAUCAAGACUAAGUCACUGCUCUCCCAGCCAAUACCUCUACAGACCGCUAGCAAGACCAAAGAGAAGAACAGAGUGAGCUUCCUCAUUCAGCGUGAGAUUGAAAAAGACAGCCAGAGGGAAGAGGACCUGCUCCACCAAGGUAAAGUCCCAGGUCUAUAUGACAGGGGAACUCCCCAGGAACUGGAGGAAAAGAAGAAAAUAUUUGAGCUGCCUUACCAUUCUGGAGCCGAGGAGGAGAAGAGGAAAAGGGAUGGGUCACUGCCAGAUGCCACUGUCAGGAUUACGAGCUCAAGCACAGAAGACUUCCCUUUUUGUUGCCCUCAACAGCAUUCAGAACAAAGAGAUCUGCAAACUGGCUUCAUGAGUUCCACUCCAAGCCUCAAUACAACCAGCGAAGGCUGUGAUUCCGAGUCCCAAGAGCCCACCAGAGUACUGUCAAGUAACUUCCCAAAGGAGGACAUUACAACGAAAGGCCAUGAGACCACUGAGGCGGCAAGCUCUCACGUCACAGUGAAGAACACAAGCUCUAGCAAAACAGUUAAUGAUCAGUCGUGGAUAUUGGGAAGAAAGGAGAUCCUCCCAGCCAGAAGAUCCUCCGCAAAAGAAGCAUACUCUCCAUCCUCCGUAUUGGCUCCCUCGUCUCCCACACCCAUGGCUUCUUCAUUUCAGGGGUCUGAGACAAGUGAUGACCAUAUUCCAACAUGGAGAGUGAAACUGGAUUCUGGGGGCCUGCGACCUCGAAGGCAAAAUGCUCCGGAUCUCAUCCAGAAGGAGAUUGAGCUUGAUCUAAAACGUGAGCAAGAGCUACGGGAACUGCGAGAAUCCAGUGGCCUAUCCAUGUCUAUGGAAGGAAACCUAGACCAUGUAGGACAAGACACAACAGACACGUAUCAAUCACCAAGCCUACAAAGGGUCAUUGUGGAAGAAGAACAGCCUGUGUUUGAGAGCCCUUCACUUCCUAUAGCCAAGACACGCUUUGCCAGAUGGUCCUACUCUUCAAUCACUCCAGCAUCUAUGCUAGAUAAACCAGACAGUCCAUCACCUUUUUCCCCCUCCAUUCGCCCCCCUGGCCGGCUUCCAUCCUUUUCCAUGGUGACCGCCCAGCCAUGGGGUUCUCCACGGCCCUCCUCCCCCGUGGUGAGCCGGGUCGGCCCCCUGUUGCCUGCUGGCCCUUGGGCGGAGAUGAGUGGCUCCCCUGGGACCCCCACACAAAAGGGCCUGACUGAGACCCUGCUAGAUGACUUUGAGGAGAGGAGAGCCAAACUGAAACUGGAGGAGAAUGCUUAUGCAGGAAUUCAGCCCAUCGAUGAUGUGAACAAUGAGGUUCUGGAAGCCACCCGAGUCACGAGGCACAAGAACAUGCGGGCACUGCGCUGGGAAGCUGGCAACUACACCAACGAGAACGGCCAAUGAACAUCCCUCUUCCGUGGAAGGAACAGGGAGGAAGGAGACGACGAGAUGCAAAGGCAUUUCAGAAAAAUCGUUGUGCACAUCUCAGCACAUAUUAAUAUGGCCGACUCUCUCGUAUACACUACCAAAAUGGCUGGACUGAUUGGGAACUUUGUGACAAAACCUCGGACCCUCCACAGCUGCUGCUGGUUCUCCUGAGAAUCUGAGAGCAUGUGUCCUUACACGAUUUCAAAGGGGGAAAAAGACAUGCGAACCGAAAGAAAUCUUGAUUAAAAAAAACAUUUUAGCCCAGGAUAGAACAAGAUUCCAAUGGCCAUCAGAGCUGCCAAACAUAAAGGAAUUCAAGGGACAGUGCUGUGCCUGCUUCAAAUGCAUUGCCUUGUUUUGGGAUGAAACCGCUAAGGUCUGGUUGCUGACUGGAAGCGUUGUAGGAGUUUGGCAGUUACUGCUUAGUAGCUUUGACUGGCCCUCAAA